Plectropomus leopardus (leopard coralgrouper) is the source of this 2664-nucleotide messenger RNA. The record is from RefSeq and is a predicted model, not a curated record. Lineage: Eukaryota; Metazoa; Chordata; Actinopteri; Perciformes; Serranidae.
CUGGCGAGACGGACAGGUGCUUUUCUGGCUGUCGGACUCUCUGGGAGGGACAAGCAGUGAAAGGAAAAGCCUCGCUGGGGGGCUCUGCUGGAGUGAAAACACUUUUCCACUGGCUAUGUUUGGAUGUGAUGCUUGUCUCUGUGGAUGCAACAUGGAAUCUAUGGCCUGAUUACACAGCCCUAAUAUUCAGAUAGUGCUGGAGGGAAGGGAUAAUGCAUAUCCUUCCCUGCCCGGAACAAGAAGCCACCAUGAGCAACGUCACGGUCACCGACAACACUGAGCCCAUCAGCCGCACCAUGAGUCCGGCAACCCCCAGCCCGUAUCCCUAUCCUGUUAGUUUCCAGGUCUCCCUGACCGGCUUCCUCAUGCUGGAAAUCCUCCUGGGAAUGAGCUCUAACCUCACUGUGCUUGCCCUCUACUGCAUGAAGUCCAACCUCAUUAGCUCUGUCAGUAACAUUGUCACUAUGAACCUCCAUGUGCUGGACGUGCUGGUUUGUGUGUGCUGUAUCCCUCUCACAAUCGUGGUGGUGCUGCUCUCCCUGGAGGGAGACACCGCCCUCGUCUGCUGCUUCCAUGAAGCCUGCGUCUCCUUCGCCAGCGUUGCCACUGCUGCUAAUGUGCUCGCUAUCACCCUUGAUCGCUACGACAUCUCGGUCAAACCAGCCAACCGGGUGCUGACCAUGGGCCGUGCCCUGGCCCUGCUGGCUGCCAUUUGGGUGCUAUCCUUUGUUAGUUUCCUUGUACCCUUUAUUGAGGUGGGCUUCUUCGCCCAGGGCCACGCUGAUCUGAACCAGACAGCGGUGGAGAAUGUGGUCCACACUAACCAGUACUACACAGAACUCGGCCUCUAUUACCACCUGCUUGCUCAGAUCCCUAUUUUCUUCUUUACUGCUGUUGUCAUGCUCAUCACCUACUCAAAGAUCCUGCAGGCACUCAAUAUUCGCAUCGGCACACGUUUCCACGCUUCACAGAAGAAGAAGGCUCGGAGGAAAAAGCGUCCAUCCAUGACAGCCAUGACAACGCAGCAAGAGGCCACAGAUGCAUCCCAGAGCAGCGGCAGCCGCAACCCCACACUGGGCAUGCGUACCUCUGUCUCUGUCAUCAUCGCCUUGCGCAGGGCUGUGAAGCGCCACAGAGAAAGGCGAGAGCGCCAAAAGAGGGUUUUCAGGAUGUCCCUCCUGAUUGUGUCUACCUUCCUGCUCUGCUGGACGCCCAUCACAGUGCUCAACACAGUCAUCCUGAGCAUGGGCCCCAGUGACCUAAUGGUCAAGUUGAGACUGGGCUUCCUGGUCAUGGCUUAUGGGACCACUAUCUUUCACCCUCUACUCUACGCCUUCACCAGGCAGAAGUUCCAGAAAGUCUUGAAAAGCAAGAUGAAGAAGCGAGUGGUGUCGAUCAUUGAGGCAGACCCUACCCCUAAUAACGCCAUUAUCCACAACUCUUGGAUUGACCCAAAGAGGAACAAAAAGGUGACUUUUGAGGACAAAGACGCCCAACAGAAAUGUCUGUCUUCUGAGGACGUGGAGUGAAGGAACUCUUUGGGGUAGACAGUCAACAAAAGCAGCUAAAACUGAUAUCAGGUCGUGAUGAAAAAGGGAAAAUGUUAAUCCAAAGCAGUACUGUAAAUAAUAUGUGCAAUACAAUGUACAAAAACAAGAGGUGGAUAAUUUAUUACUAUUUAUUGAGAACAAAAGUAGGUUUCAUAGAUACACCAUAUACAGUACUGUAGAUACUGCAUGGCUUUUUGUAAUGGUAGCAACAAACAGUGCUUUGUGUACAUGCAUAAUACAUGUACAGCAUAGGGCGAACAAGGUAUAUGAAUAGACAGAGAAGUAGGGAUUAUUAUGUAUAUGUAUAUUUAUAAUAAAUUUCGUGUUCACUCACCUAAUGCAGCAAAAGGCUUCCUGUUCUCCCCUUCCCCAAGUAAAGUGUUUGUGAUUCUGUAACAACUGUGAGAUUACUCCCAUUCAUCACCAUGCCAAUUGCUCUGACACCAGACCCGCAAUCCCCAGUGACCACUGACCUUAUUGCCUUGGAGCCCUCUAAGGGAAGGCCCUCCACUGAAAUGAGACUAUAGGUAUGAGGAUGCGACGAGACAGACGUGGAGAGAAAGGGAGGGAAAGGAAGUAGCAGAAGUAGUGUAUGUUCUGUUGCUAUAGCUGAAAAGCUGCAGGGGUACUGUUCACAAUCACUGCUUUUAGAGUUUAAGAGGAACACUCGCAUUCCACAGACACAACAGAGGACCGUGGUACUCAUCACCUCGUCUGACAUAAACCAGAUGUAAUCAAAGCCUGGCCUGUUUCACUUUAACAGUCACGUCUUUGAGCCAAAUGGAAAAUCUACAGUUGCCUUAUUUUGGUUUGAUGAAUUGACUAUUUGGUGGGACUGGGGCUGUGAAAGGGAGAGCACAUAUUGAACAAAAUAUAAAAAAAUUAAAACAAAUACUGUUUAAACUCCCGACGUGAAUACAAUCCUCAGAUGUUAUGUUUUUCAUAAAGGAGUUAUUUAAUCAAACUAAAGGGAAAUGUUGAAAAUGGCUGUAUUAUCAAAUUGUCUGUUUUUUAAUAACACAAGCCGAACUACAAUGCUCUCCAAAUAAGCAAAUCCAUAACUGCAAUAAAGAACUGCAAAAAUCUUAAAGCCUAAUAAAAGAUUCUGUUUACA